This is a messenger RNA of Fusarium fujikuroi IMI 58289, 2817 nucleotides long. RefSeq names its product related to PNG1-protein with de-N-glycosylation function (N-glycanase). Gene Ontology annotation, cellular component: nucleus; cytosol. Bases 1 to 2817 code for a protein of 938 amino acids. The transcript is spliced from 2 exons. Gene Ontology annotation, biological process: protein quality control for misfolded or incompletely synthesized proteins; protein deglycosylation; glycoprotein catabolic process. Lineage: Eukaryota; Fungi; Ascomycota; Sordariomycetes; Hypocreales; Nectriaceae. Gene Ontology annotation, molecular function: peptide-N4-(N-acetyl-beta-glucosaminyl)asparagine amidase activity. The record is from RefSeq and is a predicted model, not a curated record.
AUGCCACUGGAAAUCGUGACCUCCCCUCUGCGGUCCUGGGAGAGCGGCAUCGCCAUACUUAGUGGCAGGUCGGCAACGAGGCGUCUCGCAUGGCCAGAACCAGAGCUGUCUAUCGGCCGCUGCAUCGGCAAGGUCGGCAAGGAGCUAUGUUGGGUGGCCAAAGGCCCGGCGAGAGACGCAUUUGCGGCGCUGGCUCCAAAGAUCAAAGCUUACCUUGAGAGGUCGGUCGAGCCAGUAUCGAGCUGGGUUACAUGGUCGAUGUAUAUGUUUGGUAAGUCGGAGAACAGUGCCAGCCCAGCCAUCCUGUUUUGCUGCGAAGUCGUUGCGCAUCGCAAACAGGUGAGAAAUGCAAUUAAAGACAGCGGCAUUCUCGACGAGUUCCCCGGUGUCAAGACGGCACACAUGUCUCGACCGCCCGACUUCAAUCAGCUCGUUCAGUUGGCAGACGAUGACAAGACGUUGCCAUUUGAUCAUCGGCCUAUCCUUGCAUCCCUUGAGAGCAACCCAUGCGGGAUGUCGUUGUUCGUUGAAUCAAGCACAGAUGACGGAAUUUGUUACAAACAAGCGACCAUCGGUGGCAUUGUCCAGCUGUCGGAUAAAUUCUACUACACCACGGCAGGUCAUGUGCUCAGCUUCGACACGGCCCCGAGCUACACCGAGGACGAAGUCAGUGACGACGAAUUUGAGAUUGACGACGAUGAUGAUGAGUUGAGCGAACUGGACGAUGUGGCAUCGACGGCUUAUGAGAAAACAUGGUUGGCACAAGCCAACGACGCCGCCAUGAGCCCGCCGUACACAAGCUCUACUGAGAGCAAGAUGGUCCAGGCACCAUUCUCGUCGUGCAUACAAGACAUGCAAGCAACACAGGAGGGAUCGCAAUGCAUGAGCCCUCGGGUUUUCGAGAAAGGACCUUCACUGAGCACUUUCUUGCCUCCAGAGCGUCUGGGACACGUCUAUCUGUCCUCCCUCGACGAACCACCGUCUGGUCUUGACUACGCCUUGAUCGAGGUGACCAGGCCUGCUCACUGCGUUGCGAACAAAAUUUCCCUUUCCUCCUUUUCUGCAAAGGGCGAGGCCAAGAUCCAGCGCGUGAUCACAGACGGCCCAAAGGACGUCAAGAUCUUGACCUCAACCUCGAGAGGAACACUUGCAGGAGUCAUGUCAGGCACUCCCCUGUACACUCGACUCCCCAGCAGCAGCAUGUACCAGGAGGUAUACAACGUCCUCUUGGACUCGCGGUUGGAGGCCGGGGACUGUGGCUCCUGGGUCAUUGACGCCGAGUCUGGGAACUUGUACGGGCACAUUGUGGCCGGAUCCCCUGAUUCGGGCGCUGCGAUCGUGAUACCCUUCUCACGUGUAUUCGAAGACAUAGAAGCGCGAGUGAAGCAUCCCCCUCAUCUACCCCUCACUGAAGCUGCAUCACUAUACGAUUUUGAUAAGAAACUAGACCUUGCUACGCAUCUGCAACACACAAAGUCCGUCACGGCAUCCUCUUCUACACCAUCAUCGGAGCACGUCCAAGAGUGGAUCCGCGACUUGGGAAGUCGAUUUGAGAACCAGUGGCGGAUCAAACUGCUCGAUGAGCUGAAACUAUCACGGACUGGCCGUCGCCAGGCUACUAUUGCACAAGCAGCUUCAACCACUGAAGGUGGAUCAACUUCGCUCUAUAGUCCGCCUGGAGAGCAAGAGUCGUGCCUGGAGUACACUGCAACUGACACAGGGAAAGCAUUACUGCUGCCACCUCGAAACCGGAGAGUGGUGUGGACACCACUGUUCCCCCAGUUUCCGAGUGCAAACGACUUGAAGUCCCAAAAGUUCCGUAACCUUCUAAAGUCCCUCUCCUUAACCCCAAAGAAGUACGAGAACCCAGGAUUACUUGACGAGGCUCUGGCCAGCAUCCCGCUAGAGAGACUCUACGGCGAAGCUGAAGAAGAGAGCAUGAUAUUCCAGGCCCAAGCAGAAUCAUAUGGCGAUGGACGGCAGCCUGAGUGGGGAUACAGUGACUGCAUCAUCCGCGCAAUGUUGCAAUGGUUCAAACGCUCGUUUUUCACUUGGGUGAACAAUCCACCAUGCCCAACAUGUUCGUCUCCAACGACUAUGAUGGGGCUCAGUACGCCACACCCGGAAGAGUCAGCCUGCGGGGCUUUGCGUGUCGAGCUCUACAAAUGCUCAAGGGAAGACUGCGGAGCAUACGAGCGAUUUCCCCGAUAUGGAGACGUUUGGAGAUUACUACAGACCAGAAGAGGGCGAGUUGGUGAGUGGGUGAACUGCUUCACGAUGCUUUGCCGGGCCAUGGGCGCCAGAGCGCGGUGGGUAUGGAUCGCUGAAGACCACCUUUGGACCGAGGUAUACUCGGAAUACAGGAAGAGAUGGGUUCACGUUGAUCCAUGCGAGGGUGUUUUUGAUCGUCCAAAACUAUACAGCGAAGGCUGGAAUAGAAAAAUGUCAUAUAUUAUAGCGUUCUCUAUCGAAGGCGCUACGGAUGUCACGCGACGGUAUGUUCGCAAGCUGGAGCAUGCGGCGGACCGAAACCGUUGUCCAGAGGCCGUCCUUCUGUACGUUAUGAAUGAAAUAAAAGGCCUCUGCCGCCAGAAUAUGAGUGAGGAGGAAAAGAUCCGACUGGAAGAGGAGGACAGGUGCGAACAGCGGGAACUCAAUGACUACAUUGUUUCAAGUGUCACAGCCGACUUCAUGGCCACGGGAUGUGCUAAUGUUGAGGGUUCGUCACAAUUGAUCAAGUCGCCGGGAAAGGCGGCGAAGCGCAGUCCGAAGCAGAGGAGUGGAGGAGUAGAAGAGGGAUCUUUGGUUAUCCCUUAG